AUGGCGGACAAAAUUCAGGAACUACUCAACAAGCCGCGCGCUGACCUCACCGAGUACGAGAUCCAACAACUAGAAGAACACGAGUUCAGCUCGGGGCCCCUCUCCAUCCUCCAGACGGCGGUGCGAUCGCGCACCCAGGUCCUGAUAUCUUGCCGCAACAACCGCAAGCUCCUCGCGCGAGUGAAGGCCUUCGACCGACACUGCAAUAUGGUUCUGGAGAACGUGAAGGAGAUGUGGACUGAGCAUCCUAAGCUCUCAACGGGCAAAAAGGGAAGGGCGGUCAACAAGGACAGGUUCAUCAGCAAAAUGUAG
Mytilinidion resinicola is the source of this 312-nucleotide messenger RNA. RefSeq lists its product as uncharacterized. Gene Ontology annotation, molecular function: RNA binding. Gene Ontology annotation, cellular component: U2 snRNP; U1 snRNP; U4/U6 x U5 tri-snRNP complex. Gene Ontology annotation, biological process: RNA splicing; spliceosomal snRNP assembly. The record is from RefSeq and is a predicted model, not a curated record. NCBI's taxonomy places the organism in Eukaryota, Fungi, Ascomycota, Dothideomycetes, Mytilinidiales, Mytilinidiaceae. The transcript is spliced from 3 exons. The coding region runs from base 1 to 312 and encodes 103 amino acids.